Messenger RNA from Helicoverpa zea (corn earworm), 1996 nucleotides. RefSeq names its product nucleolar protein 9. The record is from RefSeq and is a predicted model, not a curated record. NCBI's taxonomy places the organism in Eukaryota, Metazoa, Arthropoda, Insecta, Lepidoptera, Noctuidae. Gene Ontology annotation, molecular function: RNA binding. The transcript has 7 exons. Bases 73 to 1986 code for a protein of 637 amino acids. Gene Ontology annotation, cellular component: preribosome, small subunit precursor; 90S preribosome; nucleolus. Gene Ontology annotation, biological process: endonucleolytic cleavage in 5'-ETS of tricistronic rRNA transcript (SSU-rRNA, 5.8S rRNA, LSU-rRNA); endonucleolytic cleavage in ITS1 to separate SSU-rRNA from 5.8S rRNA and LSU-rRNA from tricistronic rRNA transcript (SSU-rRNA, 5.8S rRNA, LSU-rRNA); endonucleolytic cleavage to generate mature 5'-end of SSU-rRNA from (SSU-rRNA, 5.8S rRNA, LSU-rRNA).
GACGUUAAAAUAACCUCAAAACAUCCAUGUUUUUGUUUGCGAAGUGCAGUUGAGUGCAUAGUUUCAUUAAAAAUGAGUGAAGAAACCGCAAAUAAUGAUCCAAAUAAGAAAAGAACGAGGAAAAAGCGCAAGAAUUUCCUCGCGAACGCUAAGAAAUAUGCUAAGAAAGGUCAAAUGGGUCGCGGGACGAAGAUUCCUGAAGAAUUGUAUCAGUACUUUGUUGGUAUCCUAGAUGCCAUGAAACAGGGCAUUCAGGAUAAGGAGGAAAGACAUGCGUUAGUAAACAAUGUGCUAGAGCGCACAAAAGGUGAAGAACACAACGUAGUAGGCAACCAGCUCGGCUGUCGAGUCAUAGAACUGUUGCUACCCUUCGCGUCAGCCGAGGACCUGGAACGGUUCAUCGAAGUACUCUCACCAGACUUACGUAAACUUUGUGCAGACAACUUCACCAGCCAUGUGGUAGAAACAUUGUUAAGGGUAGCUUGUGAGAGAGCUACUGAACAUUUACAGACAGAAGAAGAAAAUAAUGAAGAGGAAGAGGUCCCUAAGAAAAAACCCAAAUUAGAACCAAAAACCGAAUCUAAAUUUACAGUAGAACAUAUACAAAAAUGCCAUGAAUUCACCAUAAAAAUAUCAAAAUAUGCACUGAACAAUUUAGAAGAUUUUGUAUGGGAUCAAUACGCAAAUCAUAUUUUACGUAGCGCACUAAAAUGCUUAAGCGGUAUCACUUUACUGCCUGGAGAGAAGCCUAAAGUUAAUAUAUUCAAACAAACAGUUGAUGACGGUAAGGGAAUACCACCGCAUACAACGAAAAUGACUUACAAGAAUGUUCCGGAAGAAUUUAAGGAGAUAGUCAAAGAGUUUGUGAACCGUUUGUCAGCAUGGCCUCAGUUUAAAGACUUACCGUAUCAGAAUAUUACAUCAGGAUUACUGCAAGUUAUGCUAUACGCUAUAAAGAAUGUUGAUAAGAAUGCUACGAAGGACUUGUUACGGAAACUGCUGGAUGAAAGCUUUGCGCCUGAGGAUUGGGUGGCCAACAGUGAUGAUGAUAAGAAAGACGUUAAGGAUGCGGAAGUUGAUGAUAAUGCGGUGAAGGCUUGUAAUCUACCACCUGUGUUUGAGUCUGAAUCUGCUGUGAGACUACUAGAAGCAGCUCUCUUUGUGUCAAAGAAAAAAACAUACACCCAGAUCUACGCUCGCUGCUUCAUCAACCGGCUUGGACAGCUGGCUGCGAUGCCCAUGCUCAACUACACGGUGCAGCGGCUCAUAGACAACUGUGACGUCAAGGAGGAGUUUGAGCCGAUGUUUGAGGAGCUGUCAGACCGUCUCGGGGCGCUGCUGUCGUGCGGCAACACGGGGGUGCUGGUCGCGAUCGCGAAGGCCUGUCUCCGCCUCAAGGCCAAGCAGGCGCAGUUUGUUAAUAGCCUGGAAGCAGCCCUAAAGUGUAACUCUUCUGAAAAUCAGAAGUACUUCUCCGUGCUGUGCCUGCGGUUGCUGCCACUCGACCGAGUUGACCUGAACGCUUUGGAUAAAGAGUACUUCAUCAAUGUGCACGGAUCUGUUAUACUGCAGUGCAUACUGGACUUUCAGCGUCCAGCAAAAGCAGUGACCGGUCUCCUAGACCUGACGGCUGAGCAACUAAUGGUGAUAUUCUGCGACGCGAAGGGCUGCCACGUGGCCGACGCGCUGUGCAAGGGACAGUGUGUCGGAGUCAAGGCUAGGGACAAGCUCGUGUGGCGGCUCAAGGGCUUCUACCAAAAGUUGGCGCUCUCCCAGUACGGUUCCCGCGCUUUUGAACAGAUCUUCAACGUGGCUUCUGUAGAACAGAAGGUGAAGUUAAUGAACGAACUCGCAGACAAGAGCAGUCUUCUGAACAGUACCCCUUACGGUCGGAUAUUGGCCGCGAAACUUCAGCUCGAUGUAUUUAAACAGUCGCAGAAGAAGUGGGAAGAUACGUGGAAGAAGAAGGAUGCUGUUAAUAAAUAAUUUGGAUAGA